GUCACGGGCGGCGCGCCGGUUGUGUCCCGGUGUGGCGGCGGCAUGGAGCGGGAGCCGGGGCCCGAGGGCGCGCGCCGGGCGCUGGGCCGCUGGCUGGAGGCGGUGCUGGCGAGCCGCGGCCAGGCCAACGCCGUGUUCGACAUCCUGGCCGUGCUGCAGUCUGAGGACCAGGAGGAGAUCCAGGAAGCAGUGCGCACGUGCAGCCGUCUUUUUGGGGCCUUGCUGGAGCGCGGAGAGCUGUUUGUGGGCCAGCUGCCCUCGGAGGAGACGGUCAUGGCAGGGUCCCGGGGAGCCAUGCGCAAGUACCAGGUGUGGAUGAGACACCGUUACCACAGCUGCUGCAACCGCCUGGGGGAGCUCCUGGCCCACUCCUCCUUUCAGGUCAAGGAGCUGGCCCUCAGCACGCUCAUGAAGUUCGUGCAGCUGGAAGGAACGCACCCCUUGGAGAAGCCCAGGUGGGAAGGCAACUACCUGUUCCCCCGCAAGCUCUUCAAGGUGGUGCUGGGAGGCCUGCUUUCGCCCGAGGAGGACCACAGCCUGCUGCUCUCCCGGUUCCGGGAGUAUCUGGAAUACGACGACAUCCGCUACCACACGAUGCAGGCAGCUGCGGACGCCUUGGCCCGGGUCGCCGACCGGCACCCUGAGGUGUCCCUCACCUUCUGGAACAACGCCUUCACGCUGCUGUCUGCCGUGAGCCUGCCCCGCCAGGAGCGCAACCUCUCCAACUUCUACGUGCCGCGUUCGGGGCCGUCGGACAAGUGGAAAGUCACUCACCUGAGGGAGCACAGGAAGGCUUUCCAGGCCAUGUGGCUCAGCUUCCUCAAGCACAAGCUGCCCCUGAGCCUCUACAAGAAGGUGCUGGUGAUCACGCACGACGCCAUCCUGCCGCACAUGGCGCAGCCCACCCUCCUGAUAGACUUCCUCAGCAGCGCCUGCGACCUCGGGGGCGCCGUCAGCCUCCUGGCCCUAAACGGCCUGUUCGUCCUGAUGCACAAGCACAACCUGGAAUACCCCGACUUCUACCGGAAGCUUUAUGGCCUCCUGGACCCGUCCGUCUUCCACGUCAAGUAUCGCGCCCGGUUCUUCCACCUGGCCGACCUCUUCCUGUCGUCCUCCCAUCUGCCCGCCUACCUGGUGGCUGCCUUCGCCAAGCGCCUGGCCCGCCUGGCCCUGACGGCGCCCCCUGAGGCCCUGCUCGUGGUCCUGCCCUUCAUCUGCAACCUGCUGCGCAGACACCCCGCCUGCCGGGUCCUCGUGCACCGCCCGCAGGGCCCCGAGCUGGACGCCGACCCCUACGACCCGGCGGAGGAAGACCCCGCCAAGAGCCGGGCCCUGGAGAGCUGCCUGUGGGAGCUGCAGGCCCUCCAGCGUCACUACCACCCUGAGGUGUCCAAAGCCGCCAGCGUCAUCAACCAGGUGUUGUCUGUCCCCGAGGUCAGCAUCGCGCCCCUCCUGGAGCUCACUGCGUACGAGCUCUUCGAGCAAGACCUGAAGAAGGGGCCCAGGCCGGUGCCUCUGGAGUUCGUCCCGGCGCAGGGCCUGCUGGGCCGGCAGGACGACCUCUGCACCCAGCACUUCACGCUCAGCUGACCCCGCCUUGCCCCUGCCCUUCCCGAAUAAACGGUUUUGUAGGA
Molecule: messenger RNA, 1634 nt
Organism: Lemur catta (Ring-tailed lemur)
Lineage: Eukaryota; Metazoa; Chordata; Mammalia; Primates; Lemuridae
Gene: NOC4L
Product: nucleolar complex associated 4 homolog
Exons: 15
Coding region: 43-1590 (515 amino acids)
Biological process (GO): ribosome biogenesis
Cellular component (GO): small-subunit processome; Noc4p-Nop14p complex; nucleolus
Source: RefSeq, a predicted model, not a curated record